AUGGAGCCAUGCGACUCAAGGAGAACCAGUUCAAGGCUCUGUAAGCACUCCGUCAGCGACCACAGGUGCGCCAGGGUCUCCGUGGGCACUUCUUUCGUCUUCGGAGGCAUCGCGGAUGCUCGGGCUCGGUGGGACGACACUGCCAGAUCGCGGGGGGAGGCGCAGGGCGAGGCGGAACGAACGGCGCCCACGGGUCCCCACCACCCGCCCCCACGAAACCAGCCCCAGCGGGCAGCGAACGAUCUGGCCGCACGAGAGAGCCAACGGGAUCAUGCGGCAGGAGAGCAGCAAGAGGAGACACAGGAGCAGCUCGCGGUGCUGUUGGAGACGACGACUCCGCGUUGGAGCGAUGCAGCGCCCUCUCUACGCCAUCCAACCGCCCUCUCUACGCCAUCCAACCGCCCUCUCUACGCCAUCCAACCGCCCUCUCUACGCCAUCCAACCGCCCUCUCUACGCCAUCCAACCGCCCUCUCUACGCCAUCCAACCGCCCUCUCUACGCCAUCCAAACGCCCCCUCUCUACGCCAUCCAACCGCCCUCUCUACGCCAUCCAACCGCCCUCUCUACGCCAUCCAACCUCCCAAGGACUCCAUCCAUCGCACAUGGAGCCCGCUGCGCCGCCCCGCCGCGACCGUAGCGUCCCCGCCGGCCGCGCCGCCCACUUGCGUUUGA
Molecule: messenger RNA, 672 nt
Organism: Closterium sp. Yama58-4
Lineage: Eukaryota; Viridiplantae; Streptophyta; Zygnematophyceae; Desmidiales; Closteriaceae
Source: the annotation of a GenBank genome assembly